Dovyalis caffra is the source of this 939-nucleotide messenger RNA. NCBI's taxonomy places the organism in Eukaryota, Viridiplantae, Streptophyta, Magnoliopsida, Malpighiales, Salicaceae. The record is from the annotation of a GenBank genome assembly.
AUGAUGGUAGGGUAUAAAUUCAAACCUAGUUCUAUAGAUUUGCUUUUUCAUUAUCUGUGGAAGAAGAUGAGUGAUCAACCACUUCCCUCAAAUGCAGUCAUCGAAUACUGUGAUCUUUAUAACAAAGAAAAAGAAGAGUGGUGGGAACUGUUCACAGAAAACCAAAAAGAGAAUGUUUACUGCUUCACGAGGUUGAAGAAAACGGCUCUAGGAAAUUUUAAGAAAGGUAGGGUUUCGAAGAACGGUACCUGGAAAGAAUCCCAGAAUAAAAAGAUUUAUGUUCGUUGCAGUGGAAAGGUCUCGCUUGUUGGCUUCAAGAGGUGCUUUAAGUUCAUACCAAAGAGAGGAUUCAAGAUCCCUAAAGGCAAAAAAUUGCUUAUGGAUGAAUAUUGCCUCAGUGAUGACUUUCUUAAGAGGAUACCACCGAAGCAUCGUAAUUAUGUGGUUUGCCAUCUUAAGUACCAAGAAGAUUCAUUGGCAAAAAAACCUUCUUCUGCAACGACUUCAGUCUCAAUGUUGCCUUCUCCGACGAGGAUUGCACUAAGAGAUGAUCAUGAUUUGGUGGAUAAUCAACGGCAAUUUACACAAGGGAACACCGUUGAAAUACAAAAUCAAAUGAGAAAUGACGAUGGACUCUUAUCUUGUUUAGUUCCACUAUCAAUUCUUUUACCACAGUCUGCAGGAAAUUCAUCAUCAGCAACAUCUGGAGCUCAUCAAUAUGUGAAAUUGGUCGAAAAUAAUCAACACCAAACUGAAUUGUCUACAGGGAAUUCGAAUGCAUUAGGAGAAUACCAGAUGGUGGAGCAACAAUUUCAACACAUACAAGGGAACAACAAUUUCGAACAAGAAGAUGGUAGCAGCACGACGGAUGGACAAUAUAUUUCUAUGGAAGAUUUAUCAAAUAUUAAUAUUUCAUUCACUGAAGAGGAGUUGUUUUAA